AUCAACCAGAUCGCAAACACGGCCGGCCUUAAAGUAGUUUUCGGUUUGAGCUUUAUGAAAAGAUUCAAAGACGGCUCGUGGGAUCCAAGCAACGCCUUAAGAAUAAUGACGUAUGUCGCUAAGAGAAGAUAUCAAUUUGGAUGGCAGCUUGGCAACGAUGGCUUUCUUACGUGGACGACAUCAGCUAACACGUUACUGCAAACUUAGCAGCCGUAAGGCUGCCAUUCUCUCGUUUAUCAUCAUCGCAGUCGUGAUUAUGCGCUUCUUUAUGGACUCCCGGGAUUUCAGCAGAGUUAAUUUCCACGCACCUUUAUCUGGUCAAGCCAAGGUCAUUGUGACUAAAAUUGUAAACAUAAAGAUGAGAGAAGAGAUUGCGAGAAUCGAAGAACACUUCGUAUCCAUUUGCCUGACUUGGAGGACAAUUUUGGAGUGGAAUUUUAACUAUACCACAGAGAAACGAAUCAUUACCUUGAUGAAAGCUCUUUCGCCGGCUUAUGUUCGAAUUGGCGGUGAUCGCAGCCAGUUUGUGCUUUUUCAAGCCGUGAAAGGAAAAGAAAAUAAACUUCUUGGGAUAAAAACUUUUAAUAUAUCAGGCGAAGAGUUAGACAGGAUCAACUGGGUCACAGAGAUGGCCGGCGUCAAAGUAAUUUUCAGUUUGAAUUUUUUAAAAAGGUUUGUGAAUGGCUCAUGGGAUCCAAGCAACGCGUUAAAAAUAAUUAAAUACGUCGCAGAGAGAGGAUAUAAAUUUAAAUGGGAGCUUGGCAACGAACCAAAUCACUUGCGUCGCUUUGGUGUCACUAUCCCGCCUGAACAACUGGCUGAAGAUUUCAAGCAACUCCGGGGGCUAUUAUCAACAAUUCCUGGCGUUCACAAUUUUCUUGUUGGGCCAGAUGUAACACAGCCUCGAGGAAAUGCAAUGGGAUAUUUACAAAGGUUUCUUAAGAAAGGCAGCUCUUCCCUCGAUGCAGUUACUUGGCAUCAUUACUACGUAAGGGGAGAACAUUGUUCCCUUCCACAGUUCUAUGUCCCACAAACGUUAGACACAUUACUCCGAGACAUAAAGGAAGUAGAUGAGGUAAUCAGUCAGUAUGCUCCAGGUCUUCCCAGAUGGUUCGGUGAAACUGCGAGUGUCAGCGGAGGGGGUGCAGACGGAAUAUCUGGCAGAUUUGUGGCUGGUUUUAUGUGGUUGAACAAACUGGGUAUGGCGGCUCAACACGGGUAUGAGGUCGUUUUAAGGCAAACGAUGUUCCAGGGGCACUACGCGUUAGUGGGACAAAAUUUUUGCACCACUCAGGAUUAUUGGCUUUCACUCCUUCAUAAAAAAUUGGUUGGUGCCAUUGUCCUUGGGGUCAGGAGCGGUUUGUAUCCCCAUGAGAUGGUGAGAGUCUUUGCCCAUUGUACCAACACGAAAUCAGGUCUUUACAAGAGGGGUGCAAUAACACUUAUGGCGAUGAACCUACAUCCAGAGAGAGAGGCUAAUUUAACAUUAAAAGAUAUUCCAGAUCACGAUAUAGAUGAAUUUCUUUUCACUCCAGAUGGAGACAUUACUUCAAGGAGGAUAAAGCUUAAUGGCAAGGUGCUUGAAAUGGGCCCAGGUUCUUUUUUUCCGACUUUUCAGCCAAUCAGAAUACCGAGAGCUAAUCAGGUGAUCCUUCCACCUCUGACGUAUGCUUUCUACGUUGUCCCGGAAGCAAAUGCUAAAGCAUGUUUGGAAUCCACAAAGAAACGACCAUAAAAAUGUUUUUAGAGACUUCAGUGAUAGUAAAGUCGUCAAGGUCUACACCGUGAAAAUUUCUUAUUCGGAAAGUCUAGCAUAACUUUUGUUUUUAACCGUUGUGGGACCUUUCACACGCAUGAUUAUCAUAUUGAGUACUGGAGCACAUAACCAAAUUUUAAUUUGAUCAAACUCACGAUUAAAAUGAUAAGUAUCACAAAAUAACCUA
This is a messenger RNA of Pocillopora damicornis (cauliflower coral), 1943 nucleotides long. Its product is annotated as heparanase. Gene Ontology annotation, cellular component: membrane; extracellular matrix. Lineage: Eukaryota; Metazoa; Cnidaria; Anthozoa; Scleractinia; Pocilloporidae. The record is from RefSeq and is a predicted model, not a curated record. Gene Ontology annotation, molecular function: hydrolase activity, acting on glycosyl bonds.